Messenger RNA from Ectocarpus sp. CCAP 1310/34, 737 nucleotides. Lineage: Eukaryota; Phaeophyceae; Ectocarpales; Ectocarpaceae. The record is from the annotation of a GenBank genome assembly.
AUGCAUGAGCUGCCGUACGGCACCGAGCUGCAGGAGGAGGCGUUCGGUGCAGAGGCAGGGGACGACGGGUCAUCGCAGCCUCUUCAUGACCCGCAGCUGAGUAUCUCCUCGCCCUUCGGCCAGAAGCCAAGUGAUGUAGAGUGCGUGCCCUUGNAGCUAAGUAUCCCCUCGCCCUUCGGCCAGAAGCCAAGUGAUGUAGAGUGCGUGCCCUUGACGUACAAGGAUGUCCUUAACUCCAAGUACAAGGUGCCGUGGGAAGCAGCCAUAGCAAAGGAGUUCGACGGCCACAAGAAGACGGGGACGUUCUCCGAGAUUAGCGGUCUGCCCGAGGGGCGUAAGGCCAUCAAUGCGAAGUGGAUUUUCUCGCACAAGACCAAUGAGAAGGGGCUGAUUGUGGACUUCAAAGCACGUAUGGUUGCGCGUGGGCCGAAGAGAGACGACGAGUCCUCGGUGGACAAGCCCGUGAGGGAAGCGAUCGGAUGCCUGAUGUGGUUGCUGUUCACGAGGGCGGACAUUGCGCUGCCUUUGAACAAGCGGCAGAGGAUCGCCCACUCACCCACCGAGAGGAUGUGGAACGCGCUUGUGCGGAUCAUGUCCUACCUCAACGAGACGAAGGACCUCGGGAUCACCUACGUCCGCGGAUCAGGGCUAGACCUAGACGUGUUCGUCGAUUCCAGUUACGCCGACAGCACCGUUGACAGGCGUUCGACGACGGGGCUAGCCGUGACUGUAGGUGG